GCAAAUGUCACAUUUGUGACUGUGGAGAAGAGCUACUCGAGCAGGGUGUGACUGACACCAACAAUGCGCCUUCAAGGCAUUUUGGUUUGCUUGUACUUCUAUCUCAUAUUCCCCGCCAAUAUCAUAGGGCUCUGGUGGGCGGUGGGAAGCCCACUAGUGAUGGAUCCGAACAGUAUCUGUCGGAAGUCGAGGCGACUGGUUGGAAAGCAACGCAAAAUCUGUCGCAAUGAGCCGGAGAUCGUGGAGGAGGUGGCCAAAGGCGCUCGGCUGGCCCUCCUGGAAUGCCAGUACCAGUUUCGUGACAGGCGAUGGAACUGUACUUCCAAAAAGAGAUCCAUCUCCAAAGUUUUAAAACGAGACACGCGAGAGUCCGCCUUCCUGUACGCCAUCACGGCUGCUGGCGUGGUGUACGCUGUGACGCAGGCCUGCAGCCUGGGCGGGCUGCUGCAGUGCACGUGCCAGAACCACGCGCGUGACAUGUCCACUGACGGCGAGUGGGAGUGGGGUGGCUGCGGCGACAACGUGGAGUUCGGGUACCAGAAGUCGCGCGAGUUCAUGGAUGCCAGGCGCCGCAAGAAACGAGGACGCGCUGACGUCACCACGCUGAUCCAGCUGCACAACAACGAGGCGGGACGAAGGGCGGUGAAGAAGUACAUGCGGCAGGAAUGUAAAUGUCACGGCCUGUCCGGCUCUUGUACUCUCAAGACCUGCUGGAUGAAGAUGCCGGCUUUCCGGGACGUGGGCGACCGCCUCAAGGCCCGCUUUGAUGGCGCGGCCAAGGUCAUCAUCUCCAACGACGCCAAGGAGCUGCUCCCAGAAGGGGAGACAAUCAAACCUCCCUCCAAGGAGGACCUGGUAUACUCAGAGGAGUCUCCGAACUUCUGCAAUCGCAAACGCAAAGUGGGGUCCCUAGGGACCAAAGGUAGGGAGUGCGACCCAAAUUCCAUGGGCGUCGGUGGCUGUGAUCUGCUGUGCUGCAACCGCGGCCACUCCAAGGAGCAGAUCACAGUCAAAGAGAACUGCAAGUGUCGUUUCAUGUGGUGCUGUGAAGUCCAGUGUGAGACGUGCACGACAGUCAAGACUAUACACAGGUGCUUGUGAGGAGGACUGGGUCUCACCAUCAGACAGACACCAUGCUCUGAAAUGCAUGACCACGCUGAGGUUUGAACCUUCCACCACCGCUCCCCCUUUGUCCAUAGUGUCAUUGAUGGGGGGAACUGGAGACUAAAACGUGCUAAAGGGCCAAGCUUGGUUCCCGGAAGUUGUUGUGAAGAAUACAUAUGCAUGUAACGGAGCUGCGUGGAUGGACCACACGGUUGUUGUCAUUUGACUCUUAAUCUUAUGAUGAGCUAUGGUUUUCAUAACUGUCGGGUUUAUGUUACUAUUACGUGCAUCUGCCCUUUACACGAGGCAUAGUGAUCUUGCUAAUUAGUCCUUAAUGACCUUUGACACCAAGAGUGUGACACGUGUCCCAUCAUGUAUAAGAUAAUCUAGAAGAGCAUGGACGAUGGGUGUCUAUACGAGUCUUUGAUGUGACUUUGUUUUUUCUUGUUGUUGUGGUGAUCAUGAUGUAUGCUGUGACGUCAGCAAUGAGCGUGACAAUAGGACCUGUCACAGAAGCUCGCUGCUUUUGUGUUCACUCACCUAAAUGGAUACUGUCAACAGGUACUUGUGAAAAGACAGACACUGUGCCUUUGCCAUGGACACAAUUCGGCGAACUGUUUUCUGUUUGUCACCAACGUCUCCUAAAGAAACUGAGAGCGUUUUGCAAACUCCUCCUGCUUCUGUUCUGCUGCUCAUUUUGACACUAGUUUCUAGCAGCCAAAAAGAAAUGUUUGUCAUUUCAAAAAAACAAAAAAAACAAAAACAAAACAACAACAAUGGAGUGUACAAAUAUGGUGUUUACAUAUAAUGAACGUUAUAUUAUUUAGGUCUGUGCCUAUACUUGCUGACAUCAGUCAGAAAGGCUCUCACACACCAAAAGGUCAGAGCAGUCGUCGAUUGUGUUUGAGCAACGAUUCUGAUUUCUUUUUUUUAAAAAGUCGGAUGCUAGGUUGUAACAGCUGAGAAGUUGUUGAAAGGAUGCGGACAUACUUUGCAAAAGUGAAGUCGGUUGUAUAAGACAACGUGGAUCAUGACUGCUCGAAUGAAAGGUGGUUGAACUUUACUUACUCACGCACUCAGGCAUGCACGCACGCACUCAUUCACUCACUUUCUACUCACCUUAGGUGUAUAUAUACACGAUAUAACUGUGCGUGAAGUGAGCAGGACGGAGCGUCAGUUCGAUGUAUAUACACGAUGAACUUUGCCUGAAGUGAGUGGUUCAUCCAAAGAAAAACACUGGAUGAGGUGCACAUGUUUGACCCCCGUUAAAUCAACUCUAUCUGGGUGUAAAAAGAGGGAAAUAGGAUGUGACCCCGCCCAUCUAUCAGCCCUCUAUGCCAGUCAUAAUAGUUUCAGUUUGUACUUGACUUUAACCCUCUAUGUCAAUGGAUGUAGUGGCUACAAUGCUCAUUGUAGUCAAGUCAUCUGUUUUGUGCAGGCUUCACUGUGUUUCUUCUGAUAUUUUAGCUUAGCUAGUAUUUUUUUUUCUUUUUAUGCUAAAACUAGAUCAUCGUCCAUGGGUAUCCUUAACCCAGUAUGAUGCGCUGGGGAGGUAAAGGAAGAUUGUCUAUACUAACCUCUGUGACAGUGGAUGAUUUUAUGUAUCUUUCUGAUGGCGACACACACCGUAUAGAUACACCUUUAUUAUCUGCACGAAAUAACCUUCUAGGGUUAUCUACUCUAUCUGUCAUUACUGAGCCAGCCAGUCGUACGAUCAGCCAACCAACUGACGGUGUACGUGCGAAGAUGCAUGUGCGGAAGUCCGUCCAUCUUUUCGUAAUACAAUCAAACACACUAGCAGACACACACGCACACGACCAUCAUCUCCGUACCAUAGUCUAAUAAUGAAAAUUCAGUUUUCAUGCACAUGUAUGCCAUGUUCCUCGAAGGAUCCAUGGCUGUGAAUAGGACUCACUUCCUGUCACGGAGUCAGUGCAACAUGUUAGCUUAAGGCGCUUGGUCUCAUGGGAUGCACACUGAAGACCAGAGCCCCACUGCGUCCUCAUCAUACACCAGGAUGCUAGAAUCUCCUUCUCUGUGUUGGCUGCUGUCUGGUCGCUGGGUAAAAUCUGUUUGCCUCUGGAGACAUUCUACCUUCGGUUGCACACUUCUCAUCGCCAUCUACCUUUAAAUAUAUCUUUCUCAUUAUGUGUUUAAUGAACAGGACAACCUGCUUCUAGCCCCAAUGCACCUGAGUACAUGGACAACAACAGUUCUGUGUUGGUUUCUGUCGCCCCAGGAGAUACGUUUUACUCUCUAAUUUAAUGUUAAGAACUGUUCCUUUAGGCUCAGUUGUCUUUACUCCAUCAAUAGGUCUUCUUUGAAACAUAAAAUCAGCAAAAACAAAACGUACAUGGUCUGACGAUUUGCUGAAAUGGUUAAUAAUGUUUCUAUAUUUUUUAUGUAUCUUUCUGAAGGCGAUACACGACAUAUAGAUACACCCUUAUAUCGACACGAAGUAUCCGCAUGUAAUAAAUUAUUACCACAGGUCCAUUUCCUUGCUAAAUGCUUACAAUCACGGUUCUAUCUUAUUAAAUGUGUCACAAUCUAAAAUCAUUGGUACAUGUACCCCACAUGUACAGCUGAUGGUUUCAAGUCCCGACCUCAUACAACGCUGACGUAUUCAACUUAACGGUUCUAUUUGUUUGAAUACAUCCAAAUAAAUUGUAAUAAAAGUCUCUUUCACGGCUAGUAAGGAUACUAUAUUUAUAUUAUUAUUAAAUAGUAAACAAUUCUAACAUAAUCUGGCGUACAAUUGUUAAAAUUCUUUUUUUUUUUUACCAUUAUGUAUCCGAAAAAAUUGAGUUGAUUCUGAUGUAUAGUUUUAGUCACGUGAAGGUAUUAUGCUUGAAAGCGUUGAUGUGUCUUCUCAGGAACUAUUGAAGCAGUUUUCAAACUCAUAGAAUGACCAUAGAGAAGUAGUCCUUUGGCAUGUAAUACCUGACAGUGUACAGCUCAUGAUGAACACUCGGGUAUGUUGACCAGUGAACUCAGAUACAAGUCUUGAACACAGUGCCGACUCUAAUCUGCUUAUAUGUUUGGCUUCUUGUGGUAAGGCGCCUGCACUGUUGUGUCUGAUUUACCUGUAGACAUGUUGGCAGAAGGUUCUAGUGCCUGGCAUUUGCUUCUCUUUUUUUUUUCAAAGUGGAAGGACUUUUAAAAAAAACCAAAAGACUCGAUAAUGAGUUCCUGAGUGCUAGUGGAUGCAUGGAGAUGAAUUUUAACUACAGUUUGCAUUUAAAGGACAUAGUUUGUGCCGCUAUGUCAUAUUGUCUUACCAGAAAUCCAUUUGUUCUCAAAAUAUUACUUUGUCUGACAUUUAUUUUUAAAAAAGUUAAAAACUAUUUCUCCUCCAAAAUUUUUAAAUGCUAAAAAAAUUAUUUCAGUUAUACAACUGUUGUCUUCCUUGGUGUUUAUAAUCCCUCUUUUCAGAGAUUUUUGAAUGGAGGGAAAUCUGUACCCUACACAGCUUACUUUUGCUAAAUUUUACUGACCGACUGUGUUUUUGCUCAAAGUGGUCAUAAUUCAGCAGAGAAAUUCUUUACUUUCUUUCCCUUUCAUUGAAGAUCCAACAUCUGUUUGAAGAUGCUUCUAUCACAGUCGGUUUGGUCAAAGAUGACACUGUUCUGAUGCUGCUUGUCGGACAAACAAUUGUAAUAAGUGACAUUUUCUCAUGUCUUAUCUGCCUGACAGUGCCAUUCCCAUAGCCUGUGAUGGGCUGGGGCAUCUUUGUGGUCUUUUGUUUGUUUUUUUGUUUCUCUUUUUUUUUUCUUUCUUUCUUUCUUUCUUUCCCCCCUUUUUUUUACUAUUUUUCUUUUAACCAAGAGUCCUAAACACUAACAUUACGAUGAUGGGUUGCGUGAAGUCCAAAAUCUUUGUUAUCAUUCUCUACAUGAAAAACUCUUAAGAUGAGUUAAGAAGUUGGAGGCCAUAUGCCGACUGACCAAGAUUAAAGUGAUUUACAUUGCCUGAUGUGAUGGAAUGAUGUAUCUGUGGCAUUUUCUUACUACUACUGCUGUUACUACUAGAAACCCUGCUGCUAGUACUAAUGUUAGGUAUCCCCUGGUCCCCUUUUACCUAUAGCUGUUACAGAACGAUGAUUGUGAAAAAUAGAAUUAAUAGACAAUGUUUCCUUUAGUCGUUCAAAGUCUUGUAAUACCGAUUCCUCAGAAUUAGAAAUCAAUGCUCGAUCAACUAAGAGAACUGUAUAGUGAAAAUAUAAAGGCUUAUUUUAUAUAUAUAACCUAAGUUAAACUCUUGUAGGGGAGGACAAGACAAGUAAAGAUAAGUAAUGUAGCAAAGCUAUGUAGGUUUAGAGAAUUAUGUAGCAUUAGAAUUAUGGUGUGUAAAGGAGUUAUGCAGUAUAAAAAUUCUAAAUGUAGUAAUACUAAGCUACCGAUAAAGAGUAAGACGAAGAAGAGGGAGAAAAAAUAGAAUGAGCGAAAUGACCCUUCAAACCUUCUAGUUUUGUCAUUAUCAAAUAAAAAGUCGCUCUAGAGAAGUGACCAGGCAAAGUUUAGUGUCCAGAUUGUACUUUUUUUGUUUGACACUUUUGCUGUUAAGCUAUUGGAUGUUGUUUGAUGAUCUACUGUCCUCUUCUUGUGUUAGAAUGACUUUGCGACUUUCGCUUGUGUAGACACUGAUCGUAAAAUAUCAUUAUUCAUGUCAUUAUGUGUAUUAAUCCGAGAUUUCAUACAUGAUUGGUCCUGUGCAUACUGUGAAUUGCUGUUUAUUUGCUUGUAUAAUUUUAGAAUAUAUUUUGCUAUAUUCUAAGGAUACAAAUUCUAAAGAGCUUACUGUUUCCGAUUCGCACGUUUUGGCGUCGUUCUAAUGAUGAACUGUAACUUAUGUGAAAUUAAUCCUAAGCUAGAAUCUCAAGCAAACUAUUGCCCUGUAUAUUAAUGCCGCUAUGACUAUAAUUUAUAAGUAUGGAGCCUCAGUUCUCUAAGGUUGUCUAAUUACUGUCAGUAAGUAAUAAAGAUUACCAUUCAA
This is a messenger RNA of Pomacea canaliculata, 6096 nucleotides long. Its product is annotated as protein Wnt-6-like. Gene Ontology annotation, cellular component: extracellular region. The transcript has 4 exons. The record is from RefSeq and is a predicted model, not a curated record. Gene Ontology annotation, biological process: multicellular organism development; canonical Wnt signaling pathway; cell fate commitment. Gene Ontology annotation, molecular function: cytokine activity; frizzled binding. Lineage: Eukaryota; Metazoa; Mollusca; Gastropoda; Architaenioglossa; Ampullariidae. The coding region runs from base 64 to 1101 and encodes 345 amino acids.